This is a messenger RNA of Onychostruthus taczanowskii (white-rumped snowfinch), 1872 nucleotides long. Its product is annotated as cytochrome P450 26A1. The record is from RefSeq and is a predicted model, not a curated record. Gene Ontology annotation, molecular function: monooxygenase activity; heme binding; iron ion binding. Lineage: Eukaryota; Metazoa; Chordata; Aves; Passeriformes; Passeridae. Gene Ontology annotation, biological process: sterol metabolic process. Bases 137 to 1411 code for a protein of 424 amino acids. The transcript is spliced from 6 exons.
CUUUGACAGGCUCCCGUGCCCAGCGCGCCCAGGUGGGAAAGAGCUGCUCUCCCUGCCUCUUCCUCUUCUGCUUUCUAAAAUUUAUUUUAUCAUUUCCUCCCUCUCAUCCCCUGUCUAGAGGCGGAAAUUCCUGCAGAUGAAACGCAGGAAAUACGGCUUCAUCUACAAGACUCACCUCUUUGGGCGGCCCACGGUACGGGUGAUGGGCGCCGAGAACGUGCGGCACAUCCUGCUGGGCGAGCACCGGCUCGUCUCCGUGCAGUGGCCCGCCUCGGUGCGGACCAUCCUGGGCUCGGGCUGCCUCUCCAACCUCCACAACGGGCAGCACAAGCACCGCAAAAAGGUGAUCAUGCGUGCCUUCUCCCGGGACGCCCUGCAGCACUACGUGCCCGUCAUCCAGGAGGAGGUGAGCGCCUGCCUGGCGCGGUGGCUGGGCGCCGCCGGGCCCUGCCUGCUCGUGUACCCCGAGGUGAAGCGCCUCAUGUUUCGCAUUGCCAUGAGAAUCCUGCUGGGCUUCCAGCCCCGCCAGGCCAGCCCCGACGGCGAGCAGCAGCUGGUCGAGGCCUUCGAGGAGAUGAUCCGCAACCUCUUCUCCCUGCCCAUCGAUGUGCCGUUCAGUGGGCUCUACCGGGGCUUGCGGGCACGCAACAUCAUCCAUGCCAAGAUCGAGGAGAACAUCCGUGCCAAGAUGGCCCGCAAGGAGCCUGAGGGGGGCUACAAGGAUGCACUGCAGCUGCUGAUGGAACACACACAGGGGAACGGCGAGCAGCUCAACAUGCAGGAGCUGAAGGAAUCUGCCACAGAGCUGCUGUUCGGGGGUCAUGAAACCACUGCUAGUGCUGCCACGUCGCUGAUCGCCUUCCUAGGGCUCCACCAUGAAGUCCUGCAGAAAGUGAGGAAAGAGCUGCAGGUCAAGGGGUUACUGUGCAGUUCCAACCAAGAGAAGCAGCUGGACAUGGAGGUCUUGGAGCAGCUGAAGUACACAGGCUGUGUCAUCAAAGAGACCCUCAGGCUGAGCCCACCUGUACCUGGAGGAUUUCGGAUUGCACUCAAGACCCUUGAGCUAAAUGGUUACCAAAUCCCUAAAGGCUGGAAUGUUAUUUACAGCAUCUGUGAUACACAUGAUGUGGCAGAUCUCUUUACCAACAAGGAAGAAUUUAACCCAGAUCGCUUCAUGUCUCCAUCUCCAGAGGAUUCCUCUAGGUUCAGUUUCAUUCCUUUUGGUGGGGGCUUGAGGAGCUGCGUGGGCAAAGAGUUUGCAAAAGUCCUUCUAAAAAUAUUUACAGUGGAGUUGGCUCGGAGCUGUGACUGGCAGCUGCUGAAUGGACCUCCUACAAUGAAAACAGGCCCCAUAGUGUACCCUGUGGACAAUCUGCCUGCCAAAUUCAUAGGUUUCAGCGGUCAAAUCUGAGAGCUCAACACUUGCCUCCAAAUGGAUUUCUAUAUAGCAUUUAAUAUGUACAUAGUAACUUUUUAUAGUAACAAAGACCUUUAAAUAUUUAAAACUUGUAAAUGUACAAUAGUUAUUUAUGUCUUCUAAGUAUUUCAAGAGGCUAUGAUAUUUUUUCCCCCAAGCACUACAAUUAUGGGUCUCUGAUUCAUAAUUAGAUAAUGUUAUUUCUAUAGAAAUAAGUUUUCCCCUAUUUAAAAAUAUCAUUGAGAGCUGGCCAGCUAAGCAUUUGAAGACAUUUCAGGAUGGUGUAUGUAUAAGAAAUAUCCGAAAAGCAUUCAAAACAAUGGUAACUAGCUACUCAUCCAAAUUACCUGAGGUGGUUAUUGUCUGAGAAUGUUUUCAGUAUUAUUUGUGUCUAGAUUGUAUGUUUAAUGUGUGAAUUUUAAGUUUGAUAAUAAAGUUUAUUUUUGAUGAUCCUC